ACAUACGAUCAACCAUAACUGAACGACGAUGUCCAGAAGGCAGCUGGGCACGUACGGGCUGACGGUACCGGAGGACACACAACGCAACCCUCAAAGACAGCAGAUACGAGGGAUGAAAAAACAAGAAAGCAGUGAGAUAUCUGGGAAUCUUGUGCGGGAAUCCUGUGCGGAAAACCGGAAAUGAAUGAAAUGAACUUGAGUCCUGUAGGGAUGGACCAGCUGACCUCCUCCUCUGUGAGCAAUGCCCUGCCAGUCUCAGGAAGUCACUUGGGCUUGGCAGCAUCACCCACUCACAACGCCAUACCAGCACCAGGCUUGCCUGUUGCAAUUCCAAACCUGGGCCCCUCCUUGAGCUCCUUGCCCUCUGCUCUGUCUCUGAUGCUCCCAAUGGGUAUUGGGGAUCGAGGAGUGAUGUGUGGUAUACCAGAGAGAAACUACACCCUACCUCCACCACCAUACCCUCACCUGGAGAGCAGCUAUUUCAGACACAUUCUACCUGGUAUCUUAUCUUACUUGGCUGACAGACCACCACCUCAGUACAUCCAUCCCAACACUAUAAAUGUUGACAGCAAUCCAGCAUUGUCGGUCUCCAACAAUCCCUCAGCCCUGGAUCCCUACCAGCCCAGUGGGACCGUGGGGCUGGAGCCAGGGAUUGUCUCCAUGGACUCCCGCACAGUGAACACACACGGUCCUCAAAAUCUGCAUGCUAGUGACAGCCACGAGGUAGCGCUGGAUACUACAAUCACCAUGGAGAGCGUUUCGAGGGUAACCAGCCCCAUCUCUACAGAUGGGAUGACAGAGGAGCUUACAAUGGAUGAUGUAGGCGGGGAUCACACGCAGAUCCCGAACGGCUCCCGGAGCCACGAACCUUUAGCCGUAGACACAGUGGGGAGUAACUUGACAUCAGACGCUGUGGGACACGGCGGUGUCAUUCCCAUUCACGGUAGCACUUUGGAACUCCCUGUUGUCAUGGAGCCCGACCACAUUGCCGGGCGGGUGACAGGGAUAUCGGACAGCACACUAAAUGACCCCAUUCAUACUGUGGCCAUGAGCACCAACUCUGUGAGUGUGGCGCUCCCUACCUCACACAACCUCGCUUCCCUGGACUCAGUAGCCUUGCAUGAAGUGGGCCUCAGCCUGGAACCCGUGGCAGUGUCUUCCAUAAGUCAGGAAGUACCCAUGGGGCCAAGCCAUGUGGAUGUGUCUGCAGACAAUCUUGCCUUUGUACCAUCGUCUCUGCAAAUGGAAGACUCCAAUUCCAACAAGGAGAACAUGGCAACCUUGUUUACCAUAUGGUGCACGCUGUGUGACAAGGCGUAUCCGUCAGACUGCCCAGACCACGGGCCCGUCACCUUUGUCCCCGACAGCCCAAUCGAGAGCCGAGCCAGGCUGUCCCUCCCGAAGCAGCUGCUCCUCCGGCAGUCUAUCAUGGGAGCUGAAGCGGAUUUUGGUCUUGUAAUGAUAGGUGUGUGGACACGAGAAACCAUUCCUGUGAGGACUUGUUUCGGACCUUUGAUCGGGCAGCAGAGCCACUCCCUGGAGGUGGCCGACUGGACAGACAAAGCAGCCAGUCACAUCUGGAAGAUCUAUCACAAUGGUGUCCUGGAGUUCUGCAUCAUCACAACUGAUGAAAAUGAAUGUAACUGGAUGAUGUUUGUACGCAAAGCCAGGAACCGGGAAGAGCAGAACCUGGUCGCUUAUCCUCAUGAUGGAAAAAUUUACUUUUGCACCUCUCGGGACAUCCCCCCUGAACACGAGCUUCUGUUCUAUUACAGCCGGGACUAUGCACGACAGCUUGGUGUCCCUGAGCAUCCAGACGUGCACAUCUGCCACUGCGGGAAGGAAUGCGCUUCCUACGCCGACUUCAAGGCCCAUUUGAGCAGCCAUAUUCACAACCACCUCCCCAGUCAGGGGCACAGCAGCAAUCACGGGCCAGGCCACGGCAAGGAAAGGAAAUGGAAGUGCUCCAUGUGCCCCCAGGCUUUCAUCUCCCCUUCCAAGCUGCACGUGCACUUCAUGGGGCACAUGGGCAUGAAGCCGCACAAGUGCGAUUUCUGUAGCAAAGCUUUCAGCGAUCCAAGCAACUUACGGACACACCUCAAGAUCCACACAGGUCAGAAGAAUUACCGCUGCACCCUCUGUGACAAAUCCUUCACGCAGAAGGCUCACCUGGAGUCGCACAUGGUCAUCCACACGGGGGAGAAGAACCUCAAGUGUGAUUACUGUGAGAAGCUCUUCAUGCGGAGGCAGGACCUCAAGCAGCAUGUCCUCACUCACACACAAGAACGGCAGAUCAAGUGCCCCAAGUGUGACAAACUGUUCCUGAGGACAAAUCACCUGAAGAAGCAUCUCAAUUCACAUGAAGGAAAGAGGGACUAUGUCUGCGAAAAAUGCUCCAAAGCUUAUCUGACCAAAUACCACCUCACUCGACACUUAAAAAUAUGUAAAGGCCCCACAUCCAGUCUGUCAGCCCCAGAGGAGGAAGAGGAGGAGGAUUCAGAGGAGGAAUUAAUAGACUCCAUGAGGACUGAAGACUGUAGGAUUAACAACGGAGUCUAUUCAACAGGUGAUGUGCUCUCUGGACACAAAUGAAGAAGAGAGGGAAACUUUCUUGGAUAUUAGGGAAGGAAAAAAAAAACCCUCUUCCUUCUUUCCUCAGUCACCAGUGUAUGUCAGGUGAGGA
This is a messenger RNA of Poecile atricapillus (Black-capped chickadee), 2683 nucleotides long. Its product is annotated as PR domain zinc finger protein 4-like. The coding region runs from base 181 to 2592 and encodes 803 amino acids. Lineage: Eukaryota; Metazoa; Chordata; Aves; Passeriformes; Paridae. The transcript has 11 exons. The record is from RefSeq and is a predicted model, not a curated record. Gene Ontology annotation, biological process: transcription by RNA polymerase II; cell fate commitment; regulation of transcription by RNA polymerase II. Gene Ontology annotation, cellular component: cytoplasm; nucleus. Gene Ontology annotation, molecular function: histone deacetylase binding; RNA polymerase II cis-regulatory region sequence-specific DNA binding; DNA-binding transcription factor activity, RNA polymerase II-specific.